Maylandia zebra (zebra mbuna) is the source of this 1800-nucleotide messenger RNA. It is a transcript of the gene chst13, whose product is annotated as carbohydrate sulfotransferase 11. Gene Ontology annotation, biological process: proteoglycan biosynthetic process; carbohydrate biosynthetic process. Gene Ontology annotation, cellular component: membrane. Gene Ontology annotation, molecular function: sulfotransferase activity. NCBI's taxonomy places the organism in Eukaryota, Metazoa, Chordata, Actinopteri, Cichliformes, Cichlidae. The record is from RefSeq and is a predicted model, not a curated record.
AGUCCCAAACUCACAGCAGAUUUCAUACUGUCUGUAUAGAAGUUUUACUUUGAAAGGUCUCCCCGGAACCCGCCCUUCUUCUGAAACGUGUCGCUUAUUUCUCGACCACCGGGUCGUUGAGUGGUUGGACCCUUUCUGUGUCCGCGGGGAGAAAGGGGUUAAGCGGACAUUUGGAAAGACCCUGUCGUGGCGUAUAAAGGGCCCGUUACCCACGCAGUCCGGCGGCCUGUGCUGGCACCACAGCGGCAGUGAUGCAGCCUUCUCCGUCGUCUCUACAAAGGCACACAGAAACGCGUCGGUAACCGAGAGAGACACGGCAGACCAGCGGAGUCUGCCGCCCGGGGCCCCCUCGCCCUCCCUCACCGCUGCCUCCUCCUGACCCGGCAUGCGAGGAUGUCCAGGAAGAUAAGGAGCGGCAAAGGUCGAGCAGCGAGCCGGAUCGAUGCUCCCACGGCCGGUGAAGUAGACUCGACAAAAACCGUGUAGUUCGCCUGAACCCUGGCAGGAUUGGGCUCGGCUUCUCGGUGGCUUCCAGAGACUCUCAGGAUGAGGAAACCCAGAGUGAUCCGGAUGGUUUUUGCCUUGUCCCUGGGAUGUUUCGUCAUGGUCAUAUUCUACUUUAACAGCAGUCUGAAGCCAGCCUCAGAGGCGGUGGGUGAAAGCGGCAGCAGACAGAAGUCGAGGAGGAGUCCUCUACAGACGCUGUACGAUGGCGAUCAGGUUGAGUCGGCGGUACAGGCGAUCCAUCAGGGCAGACGGGAGCUGCUGGAAGAAGCUUGUCGCUCCUAUACCCGCAAACGCAGAGUCCUCAUCCCCGAGGACCUGAAGCACAUCAUCGUGGACGACCAGCACGGCUUGCUCUACUGCUACGUGCCCAAAGUGGCCUGCACCAACUGGAAGCGGGUGCUCAUGGUUCUGACGGGCGUUGCCGGGUCCAACAGAGACCCUCUCGCAAUCCCUGCCAACGAGGCCCACAUCCCCGGAAACCUCCGCACACUUUCUGAGUACUCCACCUCCCAGAUCAAUCAGCGGCUGCGCUCAUACCUGAAGUUCGUCUUCGUGCGCGAGCCCUUUGAGCGGCUGGUGUCUGCGUACCGCAACAAAUUCACACGGAGCUACAACACAGCCUUCCAUAAACGAUACGGCACAAAGAUAGUGCGGCAGCACAGGCCGGACCCGCAGCCGGAAGCUCUGGAGAAAGGAAAUGACGUCUCCUUUGAGGAGUUUGUCUAUUACCUCGUGGACCCAGCCACCCAGCGAGAAGAGCCCUUCAACGAGCACUGGGAGCGGGUGCACUCACUGUGCCACCCCUGCCUCAUCCACUAUGACGUGGUGGGGAAAUACGAGACGCUGGAGCAGGACUCCCGCUACGUGCUGCAGCUGGCCGGGGUGGAGGACCAGGUCAGCUUCCCCGCCUCGUCCAAGAGCACCAGGACUACAGGAGACAUGGCUGCCCAGUUCUUCCACAACAUCAGCCCUUUUUAUCAGAAGAAGCUGUAUAAUCUCUAUCGCAUGGACUUCCUGCUCUUCAAUUACUCUGUACCAGCCUACCUCAAGUUUAGAUGAGGCUGGAUUUCACUCGCGCACACAGAAACUAAAUUACAGAGCCUGGACACCUGCAGAAGAAGCUUCUCCACUGCAAGUUCUGUUUUAAGAGAAAGAAGAGCAAUCCUUAUCAGAGCUCCAAAGAAAACUAAUUUUAUUCUUGAGACCGAACAUUGCGAUGGAGAACUCUUGAAGGAAUCAUAAGAUCAACAUUGAUGCCUGAAAAAAUAAAACAAAAAUUUUAAAAAAGGCAAA